AUGGCUUCUACUGAAGCGCCUCCUAGGCCUCAUGACCGACAUGGCCGCCGACGACCGUUCACCACGUGGAUGCGCCGACUUGCGAACCUCAAGACUCUUCAUACCGACUCGAACACCGACAAUGGCGCGAGUCCACGGCGCUACGCAACACUUCCCAUGACCAUUAAGUCCAAGAAGAGCAAUAUUGCGAAAAACAAUCCCUAUCCUCUUUCCUCCCGCAUCGGCGAACCUCACAGUCACAGUAAUACCACCAAUGGCCAUCUAUCGUUCUCUACGCACAUCACCUCCUCCCAGCGGUCUCGACACAGUUCCCUGUCCCAGUCCCACUCUAAACACUCGGUGUCCAUCUCCCACGACAGCCAAGUUGGCGGUAAUAAAUCAAGAGCACCCACUUUGGCCACACAAGCAGAGACCGCUCUUUCAGAUGCGGCUCCUUCGGGAGUGGGAACAAGCGCGACAGUCGCUACAAAGACCGAUGGCGGCAGAGACAGUACAUUUUCCUCACCGGCGCCGUCCGUCCGGUCUAUGGCUACAACCCUGACCACGGUCCAGUCGAUUGCUGCUCCGUCGCACAACACUAACAACUACAAUAACCCCGGUGGGACACAUAUGCUCACUCAUGCUUCGACUGCAACAAGCAAUCCCGUUUAUUUUGGUGGACAGCCGGCUACCGCUGUACCAGCGCACCUUGCUCCACAUUCGCAUCCGACAACCUACCAUUCCGCCAUAGCCAACAAUGUACUUACAGAUGAUGCCUCGAUCCUCACCCUGGCGUCUUCGUCCAAGCGCCGCCGACGGAACUCAGUCGACACCAACGCGUCUAUCAAAGCACUCGCUCCGGCGUCCAUGUUCGGGGGAAGUCGCGAAUCGCUUCCAUUAUCGGUGCUGUCCGGUACAGUUAUCCACCCUGGUGCUGCGGCAGACACGGUAUCGCUCCGUGGCGAUGCAUCACAUAACACACGCUCAAACCUGAACGCCGAACGAUCCAGUCUGAUCUCGGCAAGUGGAGUGACCGCACCCGCCUUGGCAAGUGAGCGGAAUAGUUAUAUUGGAAGCAAAUACGGAGGCGACACUGCGAGUGUGAGAAGUAAUCUCUUGGGGGCAAGUGCGGGCCAUGGGCGAACCGACAGUCUGAGUGGAAGCAUAGGCGGUCCUAGAGAGAAGGAACGCGAGAAGGAAAAGGACAAAGACAGGGAUCGGGGCAUGGAAAAGGUCGGAGAAUCGGAGAAUGAGAACGGGAACCUAGCUGGGAUGUUCACCGCACCAACCAGUCCACUUGUUGACGGGCCGGGCGAUGGCACAGGUGAAACCAUGUUUACAACAGCCUCCACACUGGAGGGAGUGAGUGCAGCCCUGGAAAAGGACAAAGCCUAG
Molecule: messenger RNA, 1374 nt
Organism: Fonsecaea nubica
Lineage: Eukaryota; Fungi; Ascomycota; Eurotiomycetes; Chaetothyriales; Herpotrichiellaceae
Exons: 2
Coding region: 1-1374 (457 amino acids)
Source: RefSeq, a predicted model, not a curated record